AUGGCCAAAGAUCCAUUAAACGAAUUACUGGAAUUUUUGAGACCAGAAUGCAGGAUAGAUUUAAAGCACAUCUCCUUACAGCAUUUAAUCGGUGUGUCAGGAACUGAAGAAGGUAUACAAGUUAUUUUGAAGAAUGAUACUUUGUUAAAAUCUAUUAUCGAUUGUACAGACGACAGGACGGACGAAAUUGCCAAAAAUGCACUUUUACUUCUCAUUAAUAUCACUGCUUACGAGAAAGGCGCUACAGAAUUAUUACAACUUAAACCGAACACGAAGAAAAGCGUCUUAGAUAUUUUUAUAGGUUAUGUACUAGAUCCCCAAAAAAAUCAUGCUGACGCUGCUUGCAUGAUACUUUGUAACAUCACGCGAGUCGAAAACAACAUUGAGAAAUGUGUAGACUCUAUUUUACCAUGUUUAAAUGACCUUUUGAAUGUUUUCGCUAACACAGGAUUCAACAAAAAAGGCUCAAAUUUAGAUUAUUUAGCACCUAUGAUAAGUAAUAUCAGCUGCAGCCCUAGAAUACGCCGUUGGUUAACCGAAGAGAAUCCACACGUACCAUUAAUAAAAUUACUACCAUUUUGUAAUUAUGAAGGAUCAAACAUUAGAAGGGGAGGAGUAAUAGGCACAAUACGAAACUUAACUUUUGAUAUUGAGUGCCACGAAUUUUUAUUAAGCCCAGAUUUAGAUAUACUAACAUACCUGCUAGGACCAUUAAUGGGAAAUGAAGACUAUACAGAUGAAGAAAUGGAUAAAUUACCAAUUGCAUUACAGUAUUUACCAAAAGAGAAACAGAGAGACGAAGACAUAGAUAUUAGAAAAAUGAUUUUAGAAACAUUAAAUAAACUAUGUUGUAAGAGAGCAUCUAGAGAGAUUCUAAGAGAGAAUGGUGUUUAUUAUGUGUUAAGGGAAUAUCAUAAGUGGGAAAAGGACCCCACUGUGCUUCUAGCAUGUGAAAAUGUUGUAGAUAUACUAAUACAGAAGGAAGAAGAAGUUGGGGCUGAAGAUCUUUCCACAGUUGAUGUGCCUGCGGAUAUGUUUGAAAAGUUUGAAAAAAUGGACAGCGAUUACAUCAAAUAUGCAUAA
Molecule: messenger RNA, 1083 nt
Organism: Parnassius mnemosyne (clouded apollo)
Lineage: Eukaryota; Metazoa; Arthropoda; Insecta; Lepidoptera; Papilionidae
Source: the annotation of a GenBank genome assembly